This is a messenger RNA of Brienomyrus brachyistius, 2470 nucleotides long. RefSeq names its product zinc transporter 4-like. Gene Ontology annotation, biological process: zinc ion transmembrane transport; response to zinc ion. NCBI's taxonomy places the organism in Eukaryota, Metazoa, Chordata, Actinopteri, Osteoglossiformes, Mormyridae. Gene Ontology annotation, molecular function: zinc ion transmembrane transporter activity. The coding region runs from base 1 to 1281 and encodes 426 amino acids. The record is from RefSeq and is a predicted model, not a curated record. Gene Ontology annotation, cellular component: plasma membrane. The transcript has 7 exons.
AUGUCGGCCGAAAGGGUUUUAUCCCGGGUGAGGUCUGUCUUCAGAAGGGAGCCCGCAGACUGCGUCUUUAACGACACGGCCGCCUUUGACUUCUCCGACGAGCUGGAGGACGAGGAGAUGCCCAAAUUCAACAAGCUCAAAGUGGUAGUGUCCGGGGAAAUGGAGCAUCGUCCGGAUGCCGCGGAAGGCGAAGCCACCGGCUCCAGAGCUGCUGACUGGGAAGACGAUUCUCUGAUGGGCAGAACCGGCAGCCCCGCCGUACGUGCGCAGCCCUGCGACGCCUGCAGCCAGUCCGAAGAAGCUGCCAAGAGGAGCAGGGUGAUCAAAAGACUGGGACUGGCGGCAGUCCUCUAUUUUCUUUUUAUGGUGGGAGAACUCAUAGGUGGUUAUGUCGCUAAUAGCCUAGCGAUUAUGACCGAUGCGCUUCACAUGCUAACGGAUCUCAUCGGUGUUAUUGUGUCCUUGCUUGCGCUGCGGCUGUCCGCAAGACUUCCCACAAAAAGGUUCACCUUCGGAUUGCACCGUCUAGAGGUCGUCUCCGCCGGCAUCAGCGUCUUGCUCAUCUACACGCUGACCGGGGUGCUCUUGAACGAGGCCGUCCAGAGGACGCUCCACCAAGACUUUGAGAUCGCCGGAGACGUCAUGCUCAUCACGGCGGCCGUGGGGGUCGCGGUCAACCUCAUAAUGGGCUUCCUGUUGAAUCAGUCGGGGCACCUUCAUUCUCACUCCCACCCCCAGCAUGGCGAGACGCCCUCCCCCGGCAGCCCCCGUCAGGGCAGCCUCGCUGUCCGGGCGGCGUUCAUCCACGCUCUUGGAGACCUGGUGCAGAGUGUGGGCGUGCUCAUAGCUGCCUACGUCGUGCGCUUCAAGCCGGAGUACAAGAUUGCAGAUCCCAUUUGCACGUACAUUUUCUCGGUACUUGUCCUGUUCACAACCCUGCGAAUCAUACGGGAUACGGGGAUCAUCAUACUUGAAGGGGUGCCGAGACACCUGGACGUGGGGCUGAUCAGAGAGGCCCUGCAGAACCUGGAGAACGUGCAGUGUGUGGAGGAGCUGAACGUGUGGGCGCUCACAGCAGACAAGACUGCAGCCAUGGUGCACCUACAGCUCACACCAUCUAGUGACCACAGGUGGGAGGACGUACAGGUCAAAGCCAGGCGCCUCCUGGUGGAUACGUACGGCUUCUACAAGUGCACGAUCCAGCUGCGGAGCCAUGGGAGCAGCGCCCCCAGCACGUGCUCGACCUGCACCCGCCUCAGUGCCACACAGGAAGUCGCCUAGACACACACUGGCAUAGAGCUUUUACCUCUCUGCUUUUAAAACUGUGACAGUGGUGAAUUCUUCCGUUUACGACAGGGGGCCUUAAUUCUAUCAAGACUACCGAAUGUCAUGAAGGUAUUUGUUUUGUUUUUUAUAUAUGUGUAUAUAUAUAAAAAAAACCUUUUAAACAAGCAGGUGCCUUAAUCAUAAUUUUUUGUCAGAUGUGUCUCUUUUACAUUGAAUCCUUCACACGUCAGCAUUUUUUAUAUUUUAAUGGUGUUGGUGUUAUUGCCGACUGUUAAGCUUUAGUUUUCUGUAGAAGUCCAGGCACCUGUUUACUCUCCUUAUCUCUGCACCUUGACCUCUAGCCUGCAUCACGGCACAAUAACGGGCGUUACCGCCAUCACUGGCGACGCAGACGGCUGCCGUGUUCUAUUGUCCCUGUGGGAAGAACGGCGCUGGGGUGUCAUAGUGCGGAGGCAGGACAGUGUGAUUAAGGGAGGGGCGGGGGGUGUGGGGUGGUCAUCAUGCUUACGGUGCCGCUGGUCUGUUAUGGUGCCCGACUGAUCCUGCACUAGCAGGGCGUGAGACACGCUGCAGCGACACCUCAUGGCGAACUAGAGGAUGAUGGCAACUGACGCCUUUGUGGACUGCGAUCUGUAACACUACAUACACGUUACUCUGCACGCACACACACACACACACACACACACACACGGCUGUGGUUCCUUUGUCAGCCACUGCCGUCCACACUGCCCCCUCGUUUAGCUCUUUUUUGUCCCAGCUUUGGUGUCCCUGAGUGACUGCAAACCCUGUUGUCAGUUCAGUCCCAUCUCCCCCCCCACCUGCAGGGCGGACAGAUUAACUCCCUAAGUGGGUCACAUGACUAAUAAGGCAGCAGUUUGUGGGCGUGAAUCCUCAGAAUCUAUUAUCUGUAAUAUAUACUCUAAUUAACAGGUUAUGGUGUGAUCAGCAGUAUUUAAUAACAACUUGAAAAUACUGGAAUAUUUUCAUACAUUUUGAGAUAAGCUAUGUCUUGUUUUUUUUUUUGUUCAUAUUUUUCCAUCCGUCGCAUCUUGUGUAGGUGACAGCGGUGUUUUUAACAUCGUGCCAUGUGUAAGACCUGUGGACCUGAUGCUGUGACUGGGUUGCCAUGGCGCUGUACGAUUGUAUUUGUCAGUUGAAUAAAAUACCUUUUCUGACCAACAAA